Messenger RNA from Archocentrus centrarchus (flier cichlid), 3193 nucleotides. It is a transcript of the gene ess2, whose product is annotated as ess-2 splicing factor homolog. NCBI's taxonomy places the organism in Eukaryota, Metazoa, Chordata, Actinopteri, Cichliformes, Cichlidae. The record is from RefSeq and is a predicted model, not a curated record. Gene Ontology annotation, cellular component: catalytic step 2 spliceosome. The transcript is spliced from 10 exons. Bases 224 to 1654 code for a protein of 476 amino acids.
CGUUCCGGCUGUAUGUUGUUUGUACGCUGGUGGCUAAAACUUAGCUAAUGCAUUACAGUUGGUGGCGCUCGGCAUUUUUAAAUGUCUGAUUAUUUACGCUGUUCGUUAACUGUUUAAACGGUGUUGACCAGCUCUAAAAGCCGCCAAUAAUUUAAUUUCCGUCACUGUUUGUAGAAGAAGGAUAAUUUUUAGCCCUUAAGCUAGGAGGCUAACAGGGUCCACAAUGGAGGGCAGCGCCAGCGUGAGGAAAGCGCUGUCCGGGACUCUCGUUCCUGUAGCGGUCUCAACAGUGGCUCUCCAACAGCAGCCAGAGGAAAAGGAGAAGGGGAUGGUGAAGAGAAAAGUCCUGGAUGAGGAGAGUUACAUUGAGAGCUUAGAGAAAAUUAUCCAGAGGGACUUUUUCCCAGAUGUGACAAAGCUACAGGCACAGAAGGAAUAUCUUGAAGCAGAGGAAAAUGGAGACCUGGAGAGGAUGAGAGAGAUUUCCAUCCAAUACGGAUCAUCAUUGACAAAAUCUACACCGCAGUCUUCUGCACCAUAUGUGACUCCUGCUAGCUUUGAGACACCAGUGGGCCACCCAGGAUCCCCUGCUUCCACUUAUUCUCAUAAAGUUGUAGAUGGUGAGAAGAGGGCUGAUGAGACAGAAGAGAAACAGCUGCCCAGUCUGGACCGCUUCCUUGCUAAGAAUACCAGUGAGGAUAAUGCUUCCUUUGAGCAGAUAAUGGAUCUGGCAAAAGAAAAGGAGAAACUGAAGCAUGCUUGGUUAUAUGAGGCUGAGGCUGAAUUCAAACAGCGUCAUGAGGAGAACCUUGCCUUACCAUCAACAGAGAAGGCAGCACUUGAAUGUACCAAAGCUGGACUGGAGACUUGGGAGUACAAAGCCAAGAAUGCCUUGAUGUAUUAUCCGGAGGGUGUUAAAGAUGAUGAUGCCAUCUUUAAGAAGCCAAGGGAGGUGGUUCACAAGAACACCCGCUUUGUUGGAGACCCAUUCAGCAAAGCUCUCAACAAGAGCCAGAUUCAGCAGGCAGCAGCUCUCAAUGCACAGUUCAAACAGGGUAAAGUAGGACCUGAUGGAAAGGAGCUUAUUCCACAUGACUCCCCAGCAGUGAAUGGAUAUGGUUACGUAAGAACUCCUUCACCUGCACCUGGUGUGGCUGAGUCACCUCUGAUGACCUGGGGUGAGAUUGAGAGCACGCCAUUUCGUCUGGAUGGAUCAGACACGCCGUAUGUCGAGAGGAAUCAUGGUCCAUCUUUUAAGAUCCCAGAACCAGGAAGACGAGAGAGGCUGGGUUUAAAGAUGGCCAAUGAGGCUGCUGCUAAGAACCGUGCAAAGAAACAGGAAGCAUUGCGAAAAGUCACAGAGAACCUUGCAAGUCUUACGCCUAAAGGUCUGAGUCCAGCCCUCUCGCCCGCCCUGCAGAGGCUUGUAAAUCGGACUUCUAGCAAAUACACAGACAAAGCACUGCGAGCAAGUUACACCCCAUCACCCUCACACAGGCUCACUGCCUGCAAGUCUCCCUUCGGAGGCCCGUCGACUCCUUCGGGAACGCCAACGCCAAACAAAGCAAAGACUCCAGGCUCUCAGGACCUCACGUCACUCACAGACAAUCUGCUGCAGCUUCCCAAGAGACGGAAGGCAUCGGACUUUUUCUAAGAGCAGCUAUUCUACAUGUCUUGAUGUCAUUUUUGCCUUUUAUUAAAUAUUGAACUUUCUCUCGGCACCAUAAAGCUGCACAACCCUUUCCUAAAAAUUCUAAACUAAAUUACUCUUGUUUUUUUGUUUUGUUUUUUGGGCUAAAAUCUGUUUUUAAAAGAAUGUAAUAAAAUGGCACCUUUUAUUUUUGUUCUCCCUUCUACAGGUGGUAGGGAAGUAAUGUCAAGGUCCAAAUAUAAAGACUGUUAGGUUUUCAAAUAGUACAGUCAGGAGGGCUCCAGCUUGCCGUUAGUGUUAUUUUUGGGAGAUCUAAGGGUAGAGUUAUAUUUUUUUAACUUGCCACAGAUUUGAGACAUCACCCUUUCAGGGGAAUAAUCUUUUGAGAGUAAGUCUAAAAAUGUUUGGACUCAGUUGUGUGUAUUUCAUAUUUAAAGUUAACUUUUCAUUCAAUGUUGGUAUUUCUCUCAUAAAAUGUGUCUGCAUAGAUUUGGGUGCUGCCACACAUUUUUCAUGUUCAUAUGUACAUUUAAAUAAUUACUGGCCUUUGUAAAAAGAUAUGUUGACCAUGUUAGAGAUUCUUCCUUAUGCAGGACAGCUGGGCAGACACAAUAUUUAAAAUAACUAAGAGCGAUACAAAACUUCAGUAGUGUUAGUCGAGUAGGUGUGGAAGCUUGUUUCUACCACUUAAAAAAAAUAUUUUUUAUUAUCUAAAAUUUUAACUCAAAAUUUUGACUUAUGGUUGGCAAAUAAAAAAAUUCAGUGGUGGAAAGAAGCUUCCAUAAGUAGCUGUCAUUUAACAGCACAGCUAUUUUGGUUUAAAGGUCCCACCUGCCGUCCGUCACCCCCAUCUUUCCUUGCUCUGCUUACUGAAAAACACUGAGUUGUAGCCCAAAGGCUGAAUAAUAAAGUGUUAUCAUUCAGCUGAAUUUUUUACAAUUACUGACUGUAAAUGAUUUCAUUAAAGUGGAAAUAGAUUGUGUUCAAUGUCUGUAUUAACAGAAGAAAUAAUUACAGUCAUAAAUAAUUCUUCCAGUGCACAAUGAAUGUGUUAUUUUACGUGACCUCAUUCAGUUCAGCUCCGUUUAAGUAUAUUUAUAUUUUGCCAAAUCACAACAGUUGCCUCAAGGUGCUCUAUACUCAAAGGUAAAAACCCCAACAAUCAGAUGACCCAAUCUGAAGUGCUGCAACAAAAAAGACUUUUCCAAGUCUUUAAAAAAUAUUUGUAAAUUCUCUAAAUGAGGUGAUACUGACUGGUUUGUGUAAAUUUGCAAGUUAAAUUAUGUGAAGUGUUAUUUUUUUAAAAUAAUUAUUGUGGUCACAUUUCAUUAAAGCUCUUAAAAAACAAAUGUAUGCAUGCUGCUUGCAUUAUGGAGUACCUACCUACUCCCUUACUUACUCCCUCCUCAAAAAAAUUAAGGGAAUACUUGAACAAUUUUUAACUUUGAUUUUUGGUAUGGUUUUGUAUAUAUCCCCCAAAGGGUUGAUUUUAGUUUCCAGUGAGUAUUGUGUUAUUUUGCUCUCAACGAAUUACACAAUGUA